This is a messenger RNA of Achroia grisella, 2325 nucleotides long. RefSeq names its product MFS-type transporter SLC18B1-like. The coding region runs from base 173 to 1684 and encodes 503 amino acids. Gene Ontology annotation, molecular function: transmembrane transporter activity. The record is from RefSeq and is a predicted model, not a curated record. The transcript is spliced from 10 exons. Lineage: Eukaryota; Metazoa; Arthropoda; Insecta; Lepidoptera; Pyralidae. Gene Ontology annotation, biological process: transmembrane transport.
CCUUCGGUAUACUAAGUAGGACUUUUUUUUCACAGUGAAAUUAGUGCGUGCGACAAAAACAUAAAUGCUUUUAAAUAACAGUAUGGUCCUAAGGCAUAUAUCUAUAAAAUAAAUCAUUGACAUUGAGACAUUAUUUGUAAUAGUUAUUCAGUGUUAAUUUAUUUAGUUGAAAAUGGGUUUUGAUUUUUCAAGGAGACAGUGGUUAACCAUAAUUGUUAUAUCUAUAGCUGACUUCUGCAAUGCUAUUUGCGUUGCGUUGCAAGCGCCAUUUUAUCCAUUAGAGGCAGAGAAGAAGGGUUGCACGGCAACUGAAUAUGGUUUAGUGUUCGGUAUAUUUGAAUUAGUGGUGUUUAUAGUGAGUCCCUUUUAUGGGGCGCACCUGAACAAGUUUGGGCCAAAAGUACUUUUCAAUGGAGGCAUACUUACUACUGGGACUUGUGCCAUACUGUUUGGGCUCCUGGAUAAGGUCGAAGGUCACGUACCGUUCAUAACACUCAGCUUUAUAAUUCGUAUCGUGGAAGCCAUGGGCAACGCCGCCUUUCUGACUGCAUCUUUCGCUAUCAUCGCCAAGGAGUUCCCCAACAAUGUUGCCAGCAUGUUUGCCUCUUUAGAAACAUUCUUCGGACUUGGCCUAAUAGUAGGGCCAAUGUUGGGCGGGACGCUGUAUAGUUUGGGUGGCUACACGCUACCGUUUGCUGUACUCGGCUCCGCUCUGUUCUGUGCUGCAGUUAUGAGCUGCGUGGUGCUGCCGAAGACACAUGACGAUGAAGAUGUGAAGCCUACUGGUCCGACUAUGCUAACGCUACUUCGGAUUCCUGGUGUUUUAUUGGCAGCAAUAAGCAUCAUGAGCACAAGUUUGAGCAUUAGUUUUCUCCAGGCAACUUUAGAACCACAUUUACGUCAGUUCCAAUUCUCUCCCGUGGUAUUGGGUCUGAUGUUCGUGAUCAACGGGGGUGUGUACGCUGCGUCUGCGCCAGGAUGGGGCUGGCUGUGUGAUAGGCCGCAAAUGAAACAGAAAUACGUCACCGUCAUCGGCUGUAUGUUCAUAUCCGCUGGGUUCCUGCUCAUCGGACCUGUGCCCUUCCUAAACUUACCAACGGUGACGUGGGUGAUAGUGCUGGGUUUGGUGCUGCACGGGUUUGGCAUGGGCAGCCAGCUGGUCGCAUCAUUCUCAGAUGCACUUAGUACUGCCAUUGCGAGUGGAUUACCAAACACCAUUGAGACGUAUGGCCUCGUGUCGGCCAUGUGGACCUCCACGUUUGCUCUCGGCGCAUUCAUCGGCCCCACCGUCUCCGGAGUGCUGUUCGACUCUAUCGGAUUUCCAAACUCGACAGUUUUCAUAUUCCUGUUACAUUUACUAGUGAUGUUAAUGGUCCUGAUAUUCUUGUGGACUUGUGAACGUUCAUCCAAGAUGGACGUUUCAGUGUCUGCUGGUGAUCUUCUUCAACUCGACGGCACCUUGGACGAGAGUGUACUUAUUGGAGAUAAGUAUAUGCCACCACCGAGGGUGAAGAGUCGUCGUUACGGCAUAAGUGUAGAACAGUCUCGACCACCAGCCAUGAACAGUCUCAUAGCCUGCUCGAGCUUCAAGAAUCGCCGCAGCCCCUGGUGCCAACGAACUCCUCGCUACAGACCCUCGUACGGGAGCCUCGAUACCAGGUUCAGAGGGAUAUAUGGAACAUAAAUAUUGUAUACCUUAUAUUAAUAUUAAUUUAAUGUAAUUUUUGCUUUAUAAUUUAUAUAAUUAAUAAUAUUAGUAAUAAUAUCGCAGGACAAUUCACACUGCGCCAUGCGUUAAGCAAGAGCUGGUACAAAUACACUCAUAUAUUUUUGGAAAUACAUAAAUACUAUACAUAGAAAAUACUCAGACCGAUACAAACAAUUAUAGUCAUGAAUAAGAGAAUAAUAUUUGUGGUCUACGAGGAAUCGAACACGCGACCAUCGGCGUAAGCUGGCAUGCUAAACCGCUAGACCAACCAGGCCGUCGAUAUUAAAAUGAGAAUAUCAUACUUCUGUAUAAAGUUUUUAUUAUUAAGUAGAUUUUAUUAUUAUACUGAGAUUAUUUAACUUUUAAUACUUUGUAAGUAAUAGUCUGCGUAUAUACCUCUGUCUCACUUAUGUCAGCCGCAUAGCAGCUUGCUUUGUAUAAAGAUACAGAGAGGGUUAGCGCAGUGAAUCCCCUCCGAUCGAUCCCCUGUGCAAUUCAAACGGGGAUCGAAAUUACGACAGCCUGAGCCGAGGUUCGAAUCCCUAACGAUGCCAUCAGACUGAAGUCAUCUCCGUCAUGCGGGAGUUCGCCUUCAGUCGCUCCAUAAGUCCUUCCGU